AGUUGCGAACUGAAGAAGAAGGUAGUUUCACAAAAGGCCUCUUUUUCUUUCUUCUUGCGCACUGCGACAUGAAGUACAUGUCUUUCAUCUUACUUGAUGGCGCCCUCGAAAUGCACUUUACAUAUAUAUCUUUUUUUUUACUUAUCGAUUGUUAUUCCCCGUUGACUUCCCGCUGCCCCCGUUUUGCCUUCUUUAUAUGUGUCACCUUUCUUUGGGUCUGUGUGUGUGGAAGAAGUAGAACUGACGCCGUUGUUGUUCCUGGUAUCCGCCCCGCUGUUACCGUCCCCUCUAUCUCUAUCUCUAUCGCUGGAGUACUGCUCUGUACUUGGCCUUGCAAAGCCGUUUGUUGUGCUAAAAUAAAAAGAAAAAUGAAAAAUGUUGUGAUUCCAAGAGAAAACAGUAAAGAACAAGAAGACUCGACCGUCCAGCUUGCACCCCCCUUCUCAAUCCUCCUUACUGUAUUCUUCAUCUUUUUUAUUUUUGAGGGAGCAUAUCUUCGAGCAAAAACAGAACGGCUACUCGACUUCUUGCUUUCCGCCUCUCGCAGUACUGCCGUGCUGAGCAGGGAUCCUCCCAUACUCCCGACUUUGCAUUACACGUUUUACCACCCAAAUGUCCGCCGCCGACAACGAACCGCUUCCGCCGCCGCCGCCGCCGCAGCAGCAGCAGCAAGCGGCUGAGGCUUUUCAAAAGUGCGCCUACAUGAUUGACGUGGGCGAUCUCCUCUUCCAAGGGGCGGAGUCGCGGGUGUACAGGUGCUCCUUUUACGGUACGCCGGCCGUGUGCAAGCACCGCUUUGCGAAGCGCUACCGCAACCCAACGCUCGACGAGCGGCUGCGAGCGCAGCGGACGCGGCGCGAGGCACGAGCGUUGGAGCGGUGCCUAAAGAAAGGCAUCCGCGCUCCUCGGCUGCUCGGGGCAGAUUAUAUCAACACCUUCCUCGUCAUGUCGCAUGAGGAGGGACCAACCCUGAAGGAGGCGUUGGACGCGGAGCACGCGCGGUGGUGCACUACGAUGGCCGGCUCCCAGGCUGUCGUCUCCGCCGACACGACGCCCUCACCGGUCAUGGCGGCGUUGCUGCGCAGCAUCGGUGUGGUGGUGGCGACGCUGCACAACGCGAACAUGGUCCACGGUGACCUCACCACCUCCAACUUCAUCUCCACCUUCGAGCCGCCCACCACAGCGGCAGCAUCGGAAGCCUCAAAUGGGGCACCAUCGAAUCAUGUAUCAACCUCCACCACCACCACCACUGCGGCGGCCGUCACAACGGCAGGUGCGCGUGGUCUGUUAUCUGCAUCGCCGUCAUUGGUGGUGACCCAUGCGCUGCCGACGGCGCAGGACAUCGUGGUGCUGGACUUCGGCCUCAUUUCGGAGAAGAACAGCGCCGAGGAGCGGGCGGUGGACCUGUACGUGCUGGAGCGAGCCAUCACUUCAACCCAUCCGUACCUGUCCUCUUACGCGAGCGAGACUAUUUUGGACGGGUAUCGCAGCGCGGCAGAUCCGAAGAAGGGCGCGGAGACGUUGAAGCGGCUGGAGGCGGUGCGCGCGCGCGGUCGCAAACGCUCGAUGGUGGGUUAG
Messenger RNA from Leptomonas pyrrhocoris, 1578 nucleotides. RefSeq names its product putative protein kinase. Gene Ontology annotation, cellular component: nucleus; EKC/KEOPS complex; cytosol. The transcript has a single exon. Gene Ontology annotation, biological process: protein phosphorylation. The record is from RefSeq and is a predicted model, not a curated record. NCBI's taxonomy places the organism in Eukaryota, Euglenozoa, Kinetoplastea, Trypanosomatida, Trypanosomatidae. Gene Ontology annotation, molecular function: ATP binding; protein serine/threonine kinase activity. The coding region runs from base 613 to 1578 and encodes 321 amino acids.